CCUGUAAACAUUAUAAUUCAAGACUUUUAAUGAACCAGCGUUAAGCUGUCACAUUUUCCUGUCAUGAUGCAGUGAAACAAGAGUGGAAAUGAGCCUUCUAAGGGGAUUUUUGAGGAAGGGCGGCUCGCAGAGGCAGCAGCUGAGCACCUGGUCGGCCCUGGCCACGGCGUUCAACGCCAAACCGGAGCCUCGGCUGUCCUUCACCAAGAACGAUGUGGGUUUGUUCGGAGUGGACGAGCUGCGGAGCGCGGACGGCUUCCACUUGCUGCAGCAGCAGGCCGAAUUCGAGACGGAGCGGCUGAUCGAAGAGACCGGCUCGUCGGACAGAAAGAGAGCCAUGGUUGCCGUCUUUGACGACAUGUCCGACAGCCUCUGCAGGGUGGCUGACCUCGCCGAGUUCGUCAGGGUGGCCCAUCCUAAGUCGUCGUACGCACUCGCCGCCGAGAACGCCUGCAUCGCAAUCAGCGGCGUCGUCGAGAGAUUAAACACCCAUCCGAGGCUGUACCAGCGGCUUCGUGCGGUUCUAGGCCAAAAGGACCUGGUGCCGACGAGCGUCCUGGAUGACCACGUGGCUGAAUUGUUCCUCUUCGACUUCGAGCAGAGCGGAAUCCACCUUUCCGAGUCGCAGCGGCGUCAGGUCGUCAGUCUGAACAACUCCAUCCUCCAGUUCGGGCAGAAAUUCAUGGCUGGCUGCGUGGCAGCCAGGUCCGUGCCCAAGAACCAGUUUCCCCUCAGCACCAGGCACCUGUUCGCGGCAGACGGUGACAACCUGCUGGUGACCGGCCUGUACGCCGACUCCUCGAGCGACCUGGCCAGGCAGACUGCCUAUAAAAUGUUUUUGCAACCUGACCCGAUGCAGGAGUACUUUUUGUCGGAAAUGCUGAGCCACAGAAACCAGCUCGCGCAGCUCUGCGGCUUCCCCACCUACGCCCACAGGGCUCUCAAGUCGAGUACUGCCGAGACGCCGCAAAUGGUCUCCGAGUUUCUCGAGCACCUGUCCGUGGAGCUGAAGCCCAGGGCGGAAAUCGACUUCCAAAGCAUGCAGCGCCUCAAGGCCGCGGAGAAUCCUGACUCGAAGGAGCUGGCCGCGUGGGACGUGCCUUACCUGACGCACAAGGUGAAGAAGGCGUGGCUCCACCUGGGAAGCGGAGCAGAAUUCGCACCCUUCCUCUCACUCGGCGCGUGCAUGGAGGGGCUGGACAAGUUGCUGCACAGCCUCUACGACAUCCGCCUCGUCAACGCCGAGAUCAAACCUGGCGAGACCUGGAGCCCUGAGGUCUACAAACUCGAUGUGGUUCACGGAGGGGAGGGCCUGCUAGGUCACAUCUACUGCGAUUUUUACGAGCGGACGAACAAACCAAACCAAGAUUGCCACUUCACCAUCAGGGGAGGCAAGCAACUCGCAGAUGGAACCUAUCAGAAUCCGAUCGUGGUGCUGAUGCUGAGUCUUCCGACGCCGCGCUGGUCGAGUCCGUCGCUGCUGUCGCCGUCGAUGGUGGACAACCUGUUUCACGAGAUGGGCCACGCUGUGCACUCGAUGCUGGCCCGCACAAAGUACCAGCACGUGACCGGCACCCGCUGCGCCACCGACUUCGCCGAGGUGCCGUCCGUGCUGAUGGAGUACUUCGCCGCAGACCCCAGGGUGAUUCGCAGCUUCGCCAAGCACUACCAGACGCAGGAGCCGAUCCCGGACGCGAUGCUGGCGCGGCUGUGCGCCUCGAAAAACGUGUUUGCCGCCUCUGAGAUGCAGCUGCAGGUGUUUUAUUCGGCCCUGGACCAAAAAUACCACGGCCAGCACCCUCUGACCAACACCACGGACAUCCUCAAAAGCGUCCAGAGCAAGCACUACGGCCUGCCUUACGUAGAAAAUACGGCUUGGCAGCUGCGGUUUAGUCACCUGGUGGGGUACGGCGCCAAGUAUUACUCGUACCUGUUGUCGCGGGCGAUCGCGUCCUGGAUCUGGCAGCAGUACUUUGAAGAAAACCCGUUCUGCGGCGACGCCGGGGAGCGGUUCCGCCGGGAGUGCCUGGCCCACGGAGGCGGCCUCCCGCCGCGCCAGCUCGUGGCCGCAGCGCUCGGAAAGCAGGUGUCGCCGCAGGAGCUCGCCUCGGCGCUGGUGCGCGACCUCGAGACCAGACACAGCCUCGUCGACCGCGUCGUCAACGCCUGCCAACCCUGAUUGUGAGCAACAGACUGAAUUUAGAUACAAAAAAAACGACUCGCUCCGAUUGUGAAAUGAAAGAUUGUCCAACAAUGUCUGUAUAUUAAUUGUUGUUAGAUUGUAUCAAGUAAAAUAAAUUCUUAUCAAGAAUGGAA
Messenger RNA from Cloeon dipterum, 2316 nucleotides. Its product is annotated as mitochondrial intermediate peptidase. Gene Ontology annotation, cellular component: mitochondrion. The record is from RefSeq and is a predicted model, not a curated record. Gene Ontology annotation, biological process: peptide metabolic process. The transcript is spliced from 10 exons. NCBI's taxonomy places the organism in Eukaryota, Metazoa, Arthropoda, Insecta, Ephemeroptera, Baetidae. The coding region runs from base 89 to 2179 and encodes 696 amino acids. Gene Ontology annotation, molecular function: metalloendopeptidase activity.